AUGCCCGAGACGUACACCAUCCCGGAGGGGUUCGUCUUCUACCGAACCCGCACAAUCACAGUGCAGGGUAAGAGGUUCUUCGCCGCCCUCUACAAGAAGCCAGACCCUGCUUCUGGCGGAUCGGCUGCUGGUCAGCCGACCGCCCAAGCCCCAGAGAAGGAGGAGAAGAAGAAGCAGCAGCAGCAGGAGCGCCAGCACCAGCAGGAGCAGCAGGAGCAGCCGCAGAAGAGGAAGCGGACGGAUGGGGAGGAAGAGGAGGAGGAGAAGAAGAAGAGGCAGCGCCGGUCGCCUGCCACCACCACCACCACCACCACCACCGCUGCCGCCGCCGUCACCACCAAGGACGAGGAGGAGAAGGACGAGUCCGCUGCCGCCGCCGCUGCUCCUCGUGCCGAUGGCAACGGCAACAACAACAACAGCAGUAGCAGCAACAGUCCCACUGCUGCUGCUGCUCCUCCUCCGCCUCCUGCUCCGGCUCCUGCUCCCGCUCCCGCUCCAGCUCCUCGCCGCCGUCCCGCUGCUGCCGCCCGCCGCGGCCCAACCUCUGCCCUCCGCCCGCCGCUCCACGGCCGCUCCCGCCCUGCUGCUCGCUCCCGCCCCGCUGCCGCUGCCGCUGUCGCCGCCGCCGCCGCCGCUUCCACCACCUCCUCCAGCGCGCCCGUUGUCCGCCCGGGCAGCACCAGCACCAGCAGCAGCAGCAACAACAGCAACAGCAGCCAGUCCGCCGCCGCUCCCUCCUCCUCCUCCCCCCGCCUCCAGCAGCCUGCCGCCGCCAACACCACCACCAUCAUCGACAGGCCCCGGGCCGCGGCCAGGCUGGGCACCGUCACCACGGCGCCAGCUUCUCGCCGGGCGCUGGUCGGCAGCCGCCAGGAGCAGCAGCCGCGCGACGCCGCCAUCAACUACCGCGGACCCGGCGCGGCAUGA
Lasiodiplodia theobromae is the source of this 927-nucleotide messenger RNA. RefSeq lists its product as uncharacterized. The transcript is spliced from 2 exons. Lineage: Eukaryota; Fungi; Ascomycota; Dothideomycetes; Botryosphaeriales; Botryosphaeriaceae. Bases 1 to 927 code for a protein of 308 amino acids. The record is from RefSeq and is a predicted model, not a curated record.